AUGAUCGAACUUACUCCUCUUGCACAACGAAUUCUUGCUAAAAUAAAACUCCUUAAAGAAACCGACAAGCUUAACAAAGUCCUCAGAAAAGUUGACAAAUAAGCUUAAUCUCAAGAAGCAGAAAUAAAGCAAUUAUUAUACUCCCGAAGAGGAAGGCCAAGCUGAAUGCGACCAUUGCUUCUGCCCUCAAGUCUAGCAAAGCUAGGCGUGGGCCAAGAAAGAAGAAAUUUAAUUCAUCCAUGAAAUUACUGAACUUAAAAGAGAUAGCGACUAGAAAGCAAGGACUUCCUCCUUCCAGUACACAGGCAGUCUUGAAAAAGGUAAUUCGAUCAAAUACCAAUCAGAUGCAGGAUGUCAGAUUUGGGACCCUAGAUAGUAUUAAAAAUAAUGACAAGACUCCUUCGAAGUUCUUUCCUAAUAAAUCAUUGACAGAGAAGCUGAAGAGGAGUCAUCAAAGGGAGUUUUUAUAAGAGCUGAUACACUAAACUGGUCCCAAAACUCAACCAAGAUUCCGAAGAUGUUUCUACAGAGAAAGACUAAACUUAAGCCAAACCAUUUUAAGAAAUUUGGAAAUUCAUUCGGCCGCCCAAAAGAAGGUUUAGUAGGCCUCUCGAAACUUCUGUUCGACCAGAAAUAAGAGACAAGAAAUUGAGAUCAAAAGAAGAUUCAAGGUUAUAAACACUCAUGAUGAGAAAUAACGGAGCAUAUAUCACUAGGCUCAGAGCUUCCCUAUCCAAGGCUGAUAUUGUAAAUGAAGUUAAAAUGCUGGAGAACUGACGCAUAAUGCCUACAACGCAUUCAGUAGUUUUGACCUCCAAACCUCCACAUGUAUCAGCAGAGAACAUCUACAACAACGUAGUUUAUGAUAUGGUUCGGAACAGGAAAAAAAACUGGAGAAGUAGAUCUGCCAUGUAUCCUCUUGCAAAAGAUAACUUUGAAGAGAUUCCUGAAUACCUUGAACGUAACAAGCUUGAGCUCCAGACCAACGUAUUCUCCACUGCCAAAUCAGUAAUGCAAGAUAUUAAGAAAAAGGAGAAAGAGAAGCUUAAAGAUGCCACACCUCAGAACAACAUUGACUCUGUAGUGUCUUUCCAGAAACUUCAAAUCACUGAGAUUAAUAAAAUAAUCAAAGGCUUGGUUCUUCGGGGAGAAGCCUCUAUUAAACAGAUGAAAAAUGACUUCCUAAUUGAAUGCCACAAGUUCAUUAACAAUUUUGAGAAUGAUGUGAAGAAGUUACGCAAGGAGUGAAUCAAGAUCUCCAAUACAGGGCCUAUAGACAUUGCAGCCAGUAACUUCUUGUCUUCCUAUAAUACCUAUGAAAAUGUUCUAUCUUCAGGCCACAAAGAACAAGCCGAGCUUAUAUUUCAGGAGAAACGGAAUAUUCUAAUCAGAGAUUACAUCUCUAAGAUCAAUGAUUUUGAAGCUAAGAUCAUAGGCAAAAAGCAACUUGUUAACAAAGAGUACGAAGAACAAACUAUUCAGAAGUUGUAUAAAUUAUUUAAUGACGAAUUGACCAAGGAAGUAAGGUUAUUCUAAAAA
Moneuplotes crassus is the source of this 1539-nucleotide messenger RNA. NCBI's taxonomy places the organism in Eukaryota, Ciliophora, Spirotrichea, Euplotida, Euplotidae. The record is from the annotation of a GenBank genome assembly.